Aegilops tauschii subsp. strangulata is the source of this 2437-nucleotide messenger RNA. RefSeq names its product RNA-binding protein involved in heterochromatin assembly dri1. Gene Ontology annotation, molecular function: mRNA binding. Gene Ontology annotation, cellular component: cytoplasm. Lineage: Eukaryota; Viridiplantae; Streptophyta; Magnoliopsida; Poales; Poaceae. The record is from RefSeq and is a predicted model, not a curated record.
GUCUUACUUGGUCUCUGAGAAACAGGGUUAUUCGUGUUUCUUCUACUCACGUUUGAGUUCCUGAUGACAACAGAGGGAAAGGAACAGACAUACUUAGGGUAGUCCCGACAGAUCCUUUUCAUGCAAAUAAAACAGUACGGACAGCUGACUAGAAGUGAACAUGGAACCUCUUGAAUUAUUGCGUAAAGGUGUGAUUUGGGAGAAUAUAUGUUGAUCAGAAUAGGUUUUGUGAACGUCUGUAGGUCAUGCACGUAUGCAGAGAAUCGAUUCUGAAGUGGUUAUAUAUAUUUAACCCCAAUAAUACAAUCUGCCCCUGGCAUAUAAUGCCACUUCCAACUUUAGUACUAUCUUUGGGAGGUUGCACAACAUCUAGAAUGGACAAGACAUGCAAACUCUUUAUUAAAUUAAAUUAGUAAAAGGUAAAAUGUUAACUGAAGAGAAUUAGCUUUACCUAUUUUCUUUUCCAGUCUGGAGUUUCAGCUCCAUGCAGCCAUGGCUCCACCCUCUAGCGCUGUUUGAUGCAGAUAGGUCCAGAUAGGAAUGUCUGCUACUUUCUUAAUUUUUAGUUGUGUGAUAAGGUUUUCAAUCAUGCUCUGCCUUGUUUAUCGUGCCUUUCCAACAAUAUUUUUGUGUGUUGAUGCUGUAGAGAAAUAUUAGAGGGAGUUUGUAGGAAGAGUGUUAUGAUACUCCAUCUUCACCAAGCAAUUUUGUAAUGGACAGUGAUACAAACCCUGAUGAAGCAUCCAAGGGUUAUUGAGUUUUGAGUUAUGGCUCCAUGGAGCCAAGAAACUUUUUCCUUUUCUUGUUCACUGUUUUCGCUUGAAAUAAUAAGCCUACUAAGUCCUGAGCUACUAGUAUCUUCAUUGAACUGUUAAUUUUGUCACCAUGAAUCUUGUAGAUCAUUUUUCUUAAAAGUUACAUGCAUCUAUUUUGGCCUUUCCAGUUAUUUUUCUGCCUACCAUUGUGCACUGCAGAACAGAGGAUGACAAAUAUCCAGCAUAUUGUACUUUUCUCGCAGGCAAAUAUAUUAUUAUACACAGCUGCAUGCUUAAUCAGGGAUGCCCAUACAGGAAGCCGGUAACGAAGCUAGAAGCACAUUUACUCUGUAAUUGAUCUAGAGCACAUUUACUCUGUAAUGGAUUUACACAUAUGUAACAGUAUGAUUCCAUGGAUACAAGCAACACUUACAAGAUUUGCAUUGAGCCUGUAUGUAUAAUAAGGGGAAUACAUAUGAGAAAGGCUAGUUUAAACAAUUCAUUUAAGCUGAAAUUUUAGCCAGCAUUUUUACUACAGAACUAUAUUUACAUUUUCUGUACAGUUGAAUUUAUUCAAAUUCGUUUAUGAACUUUUAUUUUCCUCACUUUAAUUGUAAUAGCUGGCCUCGUUUUUUUUAUCUGCCUUUCUUUUUCGUUCUUACAGUUACUGAAGUAAUGUGGCAUUUUGGUCUAAGGUGGGGGCACUAGGAUUUCUAUUAGCCACACGAAGUGUGCAUAACUGCUAGAUCUGCACCUCCCCAGUUAGAAAGGCUAGGUCAGAGCAUCUCUGUGCCUCCAAAGCCGCCCUGGAUUCGCAAUUAUUGAGGCGCCUCCACUAUAAAAAGGCAACCAUCCACAAGAAGUAAGAACACAGCGAGCAAGCAAGCAAAGCACACAACAAGGACAAGACAGCAGCUGAGAACCCUAGUACUGAACCAAAAGCCUUCACAGGGGCUUACUGCGAAUGAACACCCAGAGGAAGCCUGGAGACUGGAACUGCAACUCGUGCCAGCACCUCAACUUCAGCCGCCGUGACUUCUGUCAGCGCUGCCGUGCCACGCGCUCGGAUCUGCAGCUCGGAGACGGCCGCUGUAUAGGUGGUGUGCUGACCUCCCUGGACGUUCGCCCAGGUGACUGGUACUGCAAUUGCGGCUACCACAACUUCGCCAGCCGCUCCAGCUGCCUCAAGUGUGGCACCAUCGUGAGGGACUUCCCAGCAGGCCAGGGUGGCACUGGCGCUGCUGAGAGCGGUGGAGUUCGUGCUGGGUGGAAAGCAGGUGAUUGGAUAUGCGCAAGGCCUGGCUGUAAUGUGCACAACUUUGCAAGUAGAAUUGAGUGCUAUCAUUGCAAUGCACCUAGGGAAGCAGGCACCGGGAAGUGAGGAGCAACCAUGCCGGCCGAGAUCGAGAGGCGUGACAAGACGGCUUAGGACGAGAGCAACCAUUGUCACACUCGCAAGCUCCGAUCCAGGAAGAAUAAAACUACACAGUAGUAUAUAUGCUGAUGUAUUGCCACCUGUUAUACUACUACAACCGUUGCAUGGUUGCGAGGGCAGGAGAAGUUCCCUUAGAUGGUAUCGCCGCGCCUCGUUUACGUUGGUCGAGGCAUCGCUCAUAUUGUACGGUUUGGAUUACUUGAAUAAAUAUUCUUAACCAUCCUUAUAUGUAUUGUGUAACGGUUGA